AUGCAUAGAAUCCAUGCCAUACAAUCCAUACAAGCCAGUUCGCGGUCGGAGGAGGUGCAAGGCAAGCUCGCAGUGCUCGUCAGCCUUGCUGAGAAGUACGGCCAGGAGUGCAUCGAGGCAAACCAGCCGAUGAUCACUGACGUCACGAGCCUCCUGGAAGCGGUCAUGGUAAUGCUGAGCGAGGCUUUGCUGCUGAGAGCGUUGCAGCUGCCAAAUGCAGAAGAUCGGAAAGCUUCGGUCGUGCUGCAGAUGAAGCGGAUGACUAACAAGGUGAAGCCACGUGCUAUCGAUGCGACCAUUUUGAAUGCCGCCUCUCAGGCGACUCGGACGUGA
Molecule: messenger RNA, 333 nt
Organism: Symbiodinium sp. CCMP2456
Lineage: Eukaryota; Dinophyceae; Suessiales; Symbiodiniaceae
Source: the annotation of a GenBank genome assembly